Molecule: messenger RNA, 1071 nt
Organism: Cordyceps fumosorosea ARSEF 2679
Lineage: Eukaryota; Fungi; Ascomycota; Sordariomycetes; Hypocreales; Cordycipitaceae
Product: endo alpha-1,4 polygalactosaminidase
Exons: 2
Coding region: 1-1071 (356 amino acids)
Source: RefSeq, a predicted model, not a curated record
AUGAAGUACUCACUCCCCCUUGCCGCAAUCCCGCCCUUGGUAGCCGCGUCCGACAGUCUCCCCGAGAAUUUCAAGCAGGGAGCCAGAUGGCAGGUCGAAAUCCUAAGCCCUCUCCAAAUCUCCAAUACCACGCAGAAGCUGAUUCCCGACGCCGACAUUUGGGACAUUGACCUGUGGCAUGUUAAGAAGAAUCCUGACAUCAUCACCCAGCUCCAUAGGCUCGAAAAGACUGUCAUCUGCUACAUGAACCUGGGGGCCGUGCAGCCCGAGGACUGCGACUUCACGGACUGGUACAAGCCGGGCUCUGCAGAGGACAAGUGGAACGGCCCGUGGUACUACGACGCCAACUUCGACCCCAAUUCCACCCACAACGAAGACAACCGGUACUGCGAGCGCUACGUCAACUUUACCGACACCGCCGUGCUCGACCUCAUGAAGGGCCGCCUCAAAACCGCGCGCGACCUCGGCUGCGACGGCGUUGACCCGGACAACAUCGACAUCGCCGGCAUCACCUGGGGCGACAACGUGGAGGCGCCGUCACCGGACAAGGUCGCCGACGCGCUGGAGGCGCUCGCCGAGCACGCGCACAACAUGAUCUCGACGCGCGGCCACCGGUUCCUGAUCGGCCAGAAGAACGGCGCCGACCUCCCGGCGCGGCUCGCCAAGACCCUCGACUUUGCCGUCCUGGAGCGCUGCCUGGAGGAAGGGCUGUGCGACAAGUUUGGCGGGUACUUGGCGGCGGGCAAGCCGGUGAUUGACAUUGAGUAUCCCGCGUCGCUGCAGGACGAGACGGACGAGACGAACAAGUGUAACCUGAAUCGCAAGAACGACUGCGACAAAGGAGAUGAAAAGUGCCCGUGUAGGGACAUUUCGGGCGAGUCUUUCAAGAAGAUGGACAGGGUGAUCAAGUUGGACUUUACGGACUACGGGCUGAAUGGGUGCACGCAGUACUGCGAUUCGGGGGUGGUGGUUACGCCGACGGAUACGAAGACGAGGAAUGUCUGCGAUGAUGAUUUUGGAGGGAAGUGCAGCGAGGACCCGAAGCGAGUUGAGAAUGGCUGCUGUAAAUAA